Molecule: messenger RNA, 2913 nt
Organism: Helianthus annuus (common sunflower)
Lineage: Eukaryota; Viridiplantae; Streptophyta; Magnoliopsida; Asterales; Asteraceae
Product: elongation factor 2-like
Exons: 4
Coding region: 208-2739 (843 amino acids)
Biological process (GO): translational elongation
Cellular component (GO): ribonucleoprotein complex; cytosol
Molecular function (GO): translation elongation factor activity; GTPase activity; ribosome binding
Source: RefSeq, a predicted model, not a curated record
CAAUUUACAAACCACCCAUCGAAAUCCCUAAUCCCUAGUAAUAUAUAGGGUUUUAUGGAGCUUCUGCCUCCUCCUCCUCCUCCUCCUCCUCCUCACGCAAUAUCUCUCAGUCGACACCGAUCAAGUGUUACUGAGAUCACGCCGCCUCAUUUUGACCGGACCUGUGACAGAUAGUUUGUUUACUGUUGACUCCAAAAGCGAGUCAAAAUGGUGAAGUUUACGGCGGAGGAGCUCCGCAGGAUCAUGGACUACAAGCAUAACAUCCGUAACAUGUCUGUUAUUGCUCAUGUUGAUCACGGGAAGUCAACGUUGACCGACUCUCUUGUGGCUGCUGCUGGUAUUAUCGCACAAGAAGUUGCUGGUGAUGUACGAAUGACCGAUACACGUGCUGAUGAAGCUGAACGCGGUAUCACGAUCAAGUCAACUGGGAUAUCACUUUACUAUGAAAUGACUGAUGAGGCUCUCAAGAGCUUUAAAGGAGAACGUAAUGGGAAUGAGUACCUCAUCAAUCUCAUUGAUUCACCCGGGCACGUUGACUUCUCAUCCGAAGUUACUGCUGCACUCCGUAUCACUGACGGUGCAUUGGUGGUUGUUGAUUGUAUCGAAGGUGUCUGCGUCCAGACCGAAACCGUCCUUCGUCAAGCUCUCGGUGAAAGGAUUCGACCCGUGUUGACCGUCAACAAAAUGGACCGUUGUUUCCUUGAGCUUCAAGUUGAUGGAGAAGAAGCAUACCAGACGUUUCAAAGGGUUAUCGAAAACGCUAAUGUCAUCAUGGCUACUUAUGAGGACCCGCUUCUCGGUGAUGUCAUGGUUUACCCUGAGAAAGGUACCGUUGCUUUCUCUGCUGGGUUACACGGUUGGGCUUUUACUUUGACCAACUUUGCGAAAAUGUAUGCUUCGAAGUUUGGUGUUGAUGAGGCGAAGAUGAUGGAAAGGCUCUGGGGUGAGAACUUUUUCGACCCAAAAACCAAAAAGUGGACGACGAAGAAUACGGGUUCUGCUUCAUGCCAACGUGGUUUCGUUCAGUUCUGUUACGAGCCCAUCAAGAUGAUUAUUAACACGUGCAUGAACGACCAGAAAGAUAAACUCUGGCCUAUGUUGACCAAACUCGGUGUUACAAUGAAGUCCGAAGAGAAGGAGUUAAUGGGAAAAGCUUUGAUGAAACGCGUUAUGCAAAACUGGCUUCCGGCUGCUACUGCUUUACUUGAAAUGAUGAUAUUUCAUUUACCGUCUCCUCAUACGGCCCAAAAAUACCGUGUUGAGAAUUUGUAUGAAGGUCCGUUGGAUGAUAUGUACGCCAAUGCUAUUAGGAACUGCGAUCCCGAUGGCCCGCUUAUGUUAUAUGUGUCGAAGAUGAUUCCCGCUUCUGAUAAAGGAAGGUUUUUCGCUUUUGGUCGUGUGUUUGCUGGAAAGGUUUCGACCGGUUUGAAGGUUAGAAUCAUGGGUCCGAAUUAUGUUCCAGGUGAGAAGAAAGAUCUGUACGUUAAAAGUGUUCAAAGGACUGUUAUUUGGAUGGGAAAGAAACAAGAAACUGUUGAAGAUGUUCCUUGUGGAAACACAGUUGCGAUGGUUGGUUUGGAUCAGUUUAUUACCAAAAACGCUACGCUAACUAACGAGAAGGAAGUCGACGCACACCCGAUUCGAGCCAUGAAAUUCUCCGUCUCACCUGUCGUUCGUGUUGCGGUUCAGUGUAAGGUCGCAUCUGACUUACCAAAGCUCGUCGAAGGUUUGAAACGGUUAGCUAAGUCUGACCCUAUGGUUGUUUGCACCAUCGUGGAGUCCGGUGAACACAUCAUCGCAGGUGCCGGUGAGCUUCAUCUCGAAAUCUGUUUGAAAGAUUUGCAAGACGAUUUCAUGGGUGGUGCCGAGAUCGUUGUUUCUGAUCCCGUUGUGUCCUUCCGUGAGACCGUGUUAGAAAAAUCAUCCCGAACUGUUAUGAGCAAGUCCCCGAACAAACACAACCGUUUGUACAUGGAAGCUAGGCCGAUGGAGGAAGGGCUAGCGGAGGCUAUAGACGAGGGCCGGGUCGGUCCACGUGACGACCCGAAAGUUCGUGGAAAAAUUUUAUCCGAAGAGUUCGGUUGGGAUAAGGAUCUUGCUAAGAAAAUCUGGUGUUUUGGGCCGGAAACCACGGGUCCGAACAUGGUUGUUGAUAUGUGUAAGGGAGUGCAGUACUUGAACGAAAUUAAAGAUUCGGUCGUUGCGGGUUUCCAAUGGGCGUCAAAGGAAGGUGCGUUAGCCGAAGAGAACAUGCGGGGCAUCUGUUUCGAAGUGUGCGAUGUCGUCCUCCACGCUGAUGCCAUUCACCGUGGUGGCGGUCAAGUGAUCCCAACCGCUAGGCGUGUCAUCUACGCGUCGCAGCUGACCGCCAAACCCCGACUGCUUGAGCCGGUGUAUUUGGUUGAGAUUCAGGCGCCGGAACAAGCUCUUGGUGGAAUCUACAGCGUGCUGAACCAGAGGCGUGGGCACGUGUUUGAGGAAAUGCAGAGGCCGGGCACACCGUUGUACAACAUCAAGGCUUACUUGCCUGUGGUUGAGUCAUUUGGGUUUUCAGGCGCAUUGAGGGCGUCUACUUCUGGUCAAGCUUUCCCGCAAUGUGUGUUUGAUCAUUGGGACAUGAUGUCAUCUGACCCGUUGGAAGUUGGGUCACAGGCGAGUACACUCGUGACGCAGAUUCGUAAGAGGAAGGGUUUGAAGGAGCAGAUGACUCCGCUUUCGGAGUUUGAGGACAAGCUGUAAGUCACAAAGAGAAUUCUUGUUUGGUUUUGUUUUACAACUUUGCUAUGGUUUUAUUUUAGUUUUGACAUUUUGAUCUUAUUAUAUUGUUGGUCAUUGUGCUUUAAAGGCUUUGGAUAUUAUGUUUGGAUCUUUGAGUAGUAAUAGACUUCAAUUGGAAUUGUAGUUACCAAGUAA